This is a messenger RNA of Rhizoctonia solani, 1830 nucleotides long. RefSeq names its product Helicase conserved C-terminal domain. The transcript has 8 exons. Lineage: Eukaryota; Fungi; Basidiomycota; Agaricomycetes; Cantharellales; Ceratobasidiaceae. The coding region runs from base 1 to 1830 and encodes 609 amino acids. The record is from RefSeq and is a predicted model, not a curated record.
AUGAUUUGUCGCACAAAUGAGUCCUUAGACUAUUUGGGCAGACGAAUCUUGGAUCUCCCGUUUGUACAGAAGUUCAUUGCUUGGGCACCCAUGAAUGAAGAAGAGAAAGAAAUGCAACGGGUCAUCAAUCAAGAGCACACACAGCAGAAGAGCAAAAAAACAGAACUGGCGCAAAAGGCUAAGGCUGCCAAGAGACAAAAAAGAAAGCGAGCGCAGGACAAUGUGGGUGACAAUGGGGAUGAGGAUGUAGAUGAAUGCAUGGAAUGGGUCUCAGGCACAGGGGAGGUGGAACGGAGCGAUUGCAAGAAUGUCAGGUGGCAUAACUUCCUGAUAGAACAGAAGUUUGCUGGCAUGCUGGCUAAGCUGGGAGCGCUACGGCUGGAAGAGCAGGCUCAGGAGCUUGAUCGUGGUACCUUGACAAACAAAGUCACCAACGACUGGACAGUGGAGAAUCUGCCCCAGAAGAUGUCCACAAGGAUGCAAUGUGUCAUGGGACUGAUUGAGUGGUUCUGGAUUGGCAACCCCAAACCCGUUGCAUUGCUUGAGGAUGGUACGCUGGAUAAAGCAAGGCUUGUUCAAGAACCUUUGCCCAGCAAGAAGCCGCGGAAGUUUCUCAUAUACGUGGAAUUUCAGCAGCACCAAGCGCUCAUUGCAAAGAUGCUCACUCUCAAAGAAAAAGACUAUGUGACGUACAACGGCUCUAUGGCUACCACCAAGCGUCAACGGUCUGUUGAGAAGUUUGCCAACGACCCAUCAUGCCGAAUCAUGAUCAUCAGCAAUGUAGGCUCAGCUGGUCUCAACUUGGUGGAAGCCUCAGUUGUGAUCAUUGUAAGCAGUGUUUGGUCUGGGCUUGAGCUUGACCAAAUCAUGGGUCGCGUUGAUCGCCCUGGGCAGCUGCGAGAUGUAGCUGUAUACAACAUCAUGGCGCCAGAGGGAAUUGAUCUGGCCCUGAAUGUUUACGCAGAUAGUAAGGCACAGCUCUCUAACCAUUUCCUGAGCUCGCAAAGAACCUUGCAAACUGUGUACUCGGAAAUUGCUCAGCCACACUCCAAUGAUCACGAUGAGCUUGACUUGGAGGAGAUCCCUGCAGUCUCUUCAACAAAGGGUACAAAACCAUCCACUUCCAAAGCUGGGCCACGCAAGAGAAAAAGCCAAAAUGAACAAUGCUCUCAAGAUGCAAAUGCUGUUCAAAAGCUAGCCCUAGCCAAGGCACUGGGAUCACAGGUUUCCGGUGCUCCCUCAAGCAAUUUAGUCCCUAUGACACAGAGCAUGCAACCUCUUCCAACAUCAUCAACAGGAAGCACAGAACAAACUGAUGAGUUGUUGAUAUCCCAGGGUGUACCUACCACUACACCAAAUGCCAUUGGUGCCCGGACAAUGGUGGCCAGUAGUCAACAGAAGACUAAGUUCCAUGCAAAAAAGGCAAGACUUGGUCACUCUUCUUCUGACCUGUCAUUGGUGGCUGCGGCAACAGCACAGCCAAGUCAGCCUUUAUCUGCGACAGGGCCAAUAUUGGUGCCAGCCAAGAAGCGCACAGCACCAUCCAUGGAUCCACCAAGCAGCAUGCCAACACGUACAGAUCCAGCUGCCAGUGGUAGCUCUUCAAGACAAGCACCAAUUGUUCCCAGGCCAUCUGGAAGUGCGCAGCCAAGAGCAGCUACUGCUACACCAGAGCAGCUGUUGCAAUUACAGCCUGGGUCUAGCUCCACAGCACCUACUACAUCUGGGCACUCAGUAGUCACAGGAGGUGGAAGCUCACAGAGGAAGGUGUUCCGUCUGAAAGCAUCAAAACUCUCAGCUAGUAAUCACUCUGUUGACGCAAAAAAGUAA